CUGCGCGCACUGGGAGUUUCCCCACCACGGCGACCUCGUGAGACAAACGCUAUCAUUUAAAACUGACAACAUUCGCCAUGUAACAGACAUUGGAGACAAUGUUUGAGUGUCUUUCUGGUGAUUACCUCCCUCGUUUAUUGGACUUAUUGAAAACCAACUCACGUCCACCACUUUUAAACCUUGCGCUUGCGCGUAACGGAACCGGGAGCUGUCCAAGUGCUGAAAUGAGAAAAGGCGUUCCUCUCCCAUUACUUGACGGUCCCCCACCUGAGAGAGAUUUCACUUCAUGAGUAACAACACAGGCCGACGGGUUGGUCUUCACAGAGCGAGCUGUUAGAUCUCAGCCAGCGCCAAACGCAGGAGCCUCCAGCCGACGCGUCCUGGAGUUUCACCUUCUCGACGUCUGACCACAGGACUGAUGUUUCGUGUCUCCGCUUCGAGAGAUCUGUUUUUGGGAGUCAGAGUUUCAUGAAACUAAACUAUGAUCUGUGGCUGCGUUGAGGAAUGUCUCCAGUAUUUUUGUGUGACACAAGAACACCCGAACGCCCACGACUUGGUGAGGAAGAAAGCGGCGCCCCUAUUUGGAUUAUGUGUUUGACUAAUGUAAACAUAUGGAAGAAAUAGAAAAGUGAGCACAUGGGGAAACCACCGGGAAUGAAUCGCUCCUUUAUCAAGCUUUUGGCAGCUUUAUUUACAUAUUUCAUGGAGACAAACAACUUCAGAGUUGUGGACGCCAAGGAGCACGAUUCCAGAUCAUCCUCCAACCUGUCUCCAUCAGACUUUCUGGACUCACUCAUGGGUCGCACGUCCGGGUAUGAUGCACGCAUUAGACCGAAUUUUAAAGGUCCCCCUGUAAACGUUACAUGCAAUAUUUUUAUCAACAGUUUCGGCUCUGUCACAGAGACAACUAUGGUGAGUUCCUCUGGUAUUUUGGUGGAUUUCUGUCCUGUACAAUGUGUCAAUGUGUUAUCUAUCCCUCAACCUGCAGGUCCACCAGUUAAUGUUACCUGCAACAUAUUUAUCAACAGCUUUGGUUCUAUAGCAGAAACUACAAUGGAUUACAGAGUGAACAUCUUCCUGCGGCAGAAGUGGAAUGACCCUCGGCUGGCGUACAGCAAAUACCCAGAUUCCUCCCUCGACCUGGAUCCGUCCAUGUUGGACUCCAUAUGGAAGCCCGACCUCUUCUUUGCCAAUGAGAAAGGAGCCAACUUCCAUGAUGUCACCACAGACAACAAGCUGCUGCGGAUCUUCAAGGAUGGGACUGUCCUCUACAGUAUCAGGUUGACUCUCAUUCUGUCGUGUCCAAUGGAUCUGAAGAACUUUCCGAUGGACGUCCAAACUUGCACGAUGCAGCUGGAAAGUUUUGGAUACACUAUGAAUGACUUGAUCUUUGAGUGGCUGGAGAACGGUGCAGUGCAGGUGUCAGACGGACUCACCCUGCCUCAGUUCAUUAUGAGGGACGAGAAGGAGCUGGGCUACUGCACCAAACACUACAACACUGGUAAAUUCACCUGCAUUGAGGUUAAAUUCCACCUGGAGCGGCAGAUGGGCUACUACCUGAUCCAGAUGUACAUUCCCUCCCUCCUCAUUGUCAUCCUCUCAUGGGUUUCUUUUUGGAUCAAUAUGGAUGCUGCUCCUGCCAGAGUGGCACUGGGCAUCACCACUGUGCUAACCAUGACCACUCAAAGCUCCGGCUCCAGAGCUUCUCUUCCAAAGGUCUCUUACGUGAAAGCCAUUGAUAUCUGGAUGGCUGUGUGUCUGCUCUUUGUAUUUGCUGCAUUGCUAGAAUAUGCUGGGGUUAAUUUUGUCUCCAGGCAACAGAAAGAGUUCCUUCGCCUGAGGCGGAGACAAAGGAGGAAUCAGAAGGAUGAGGAUAUGCGUGAAGGCCGCUUUAAUUUCGCCGGCUACAAUAUGAGUCAGUGUCUGCCAACAAAGGACGGCUCAGCUGUUAAGAACGCUACUCCAGCACCGAACCCUCAACCACCGGUCCCAAAGGACAUUGACACCAUGAGGAAAAAGUUUGUGGACAGAGCCAAGAGGAUAGACACAAUCUCCAGGGCUGCAUUUCCUCUGGCUUUCCUCAUCUUCAACGUCUUCUACUGGGUCACCUACAAGAUCAUCCGGCACGAGGACAUCCAUAAAAAGUAAAGACUCUACAACCCUCAACAACUGACAUUCUAUUUUUCAUUUCUCAGAUUGAGAAAUGAUCAGAAAGCACCGAGAAAUGAGUAAACUGUGCAUUGAGAGGCACCAUGGGGAUGACGGCGGUGUUCUUUCAGGGAUUAUGUACAAUGUUGAUUAUGUAAUGCUCAUGUUCUGACAAUGUGAACAGUUCUUGAGGCACAGAUGCUUUGUUUGUUCUUGUACUGCUGCAUAUUUUCUGGAGAAUCAAGGGAAAAACGGUUUUAACUCAAGACUCUGUAACAUGCUGGAGAAGACGGACCAAAUUUUUUUUUUUUUUGAAUCAAUUCUGCCUUGGCGUCUGUACAGUCAAGGGACAAAGCAACAUUCCAUGGAUUCUUAAUUGUAAGGUAGCUCAGUCAGUCAGACCCUCAACGACUUUUUGUGAUUGCAAAAUUUCUUAUUGAGGAUGUUUUAUAGUGUACUGUUGUCAUGGCACUUCCUCUCUGUUUGUACAAAAUACAGCAGCAACUUCUAAGCUAUGUAAACAGCGUGCAUACAGAUGCACCAAACAUUAGGAAGCAGCACACGUCUCAGGCAUGAGUGUGAAAAAAGCAGAUGAAAAUCUGGAAUCGGAAAUUGGAUACUGCAUUUUUAUGAAAUACCUGAGGCCUUAGAUGUCAAAGAUUUGGUGACAUGAAGUGUUAUGCUUCUCUAUUUUUUCAAGCAUCUCCUCUUGUUGAAUGGUCCAUCACAGCUGAAUGCACCCUUUGAGCUUUUCUACCUAUGGCCACACAUCCAAAGGUACUUCUUGAUGUUUUUUCCUUUAUCUUUAAGUCAGUUAUGAAAAUAUAUAUUCAUGGACAACUGAUGUCACCUAAAAUAAUUGUAAGUUAUUUUUGAGAUGUUUCUAGUUUUUCUUUAAAUCUAAAGUAAUUUACUAAAUUAACUGUCAUAUAUUUCACAGGCAUCAUAAAAGUAUAAUGGUUAAUUUUGAGUGUAUAAGUAAAGCCCACAAACUGUGAACACGCACCACAUUAUUCAAUGUUGUCAUGAGUCCAUAACCACAUGAAUUCAUUUAUAUUGCAGGUAAAUACUCCAGGUAUCUUAGGUAUGGUUUUAGAGGUUGAGACUAUGUUUUUGUAGAUUUAGUCCAAUGAAAUAUUUAUUGUAUUGGGGGAAAGGUUAUGUUUAUAAAAUAUUAUCUUUCUGUAUACUUCAACUUCUGUUGUGGACUGUUUCUCUUCACUUGGUGUGUUUGAUGCUGGACGGUGGCAUUUGUUUGUAGAUGAGCUCAACAGUGAAGGACAGAUCUGCAUAACAUUCAUGGUACAAAGCAGCUAAUGGCCCUUGCACUCCUGACAUACUGUGGUGAAGAACUCUUUCUUGAAUGCUACUCAUGGGGGGGGGG
Molecule: messenger RNA, 3532 nt
Organism: Acanthochromis polyacanthus (spiny chromis)
Lineage: Eukaryota; Metazoa; Chordata; Actinopteri; Pomacentridae
Gene: glra2
Product: glycine receptor, alpha 2
Exons: 9
Coding region: 637-2148 (503 amino acids)
Biological process (GO): signal transduction; chemical synaptic transmission; nervous system process
Cellular component (GO): plasma membrane; synapse; neuron projection
Molecular function (GO): transmembrane signaling receptor activity; transmitter-gated monoatomic ion channel activity; chloride channel activity
Source: RefSeq, a predicted model, not a curated record